Molecule: messenger RNA, 6354 nt
Organism: Cataglyphis hispanica
Lineage: Eukaryota; Metazoa; Arthropoda; Insecta; Hymenoptera; Formicidae
Gene: pum
Product: maternal protein pumilio-like
Exons: 16
Coding region: 1038-4289 (1083 amino acids)
Biological process (GO): post-transcriptional regulation of gene expression
Cellular component (GO): nucleus; cytoplasm
Molecular function (GO): mRNA 3'-UTR binding
Source: RefSeq, a predicted model, not a curated record
UCGGUUUGGAGCGCAGUCUCCGUCCGACGAAGCGCAGAGCCCGGUUGAUGAAAAUUCGAGCGCGCGGCAACGAGAGGUGAGAAAGAGAGAGACACAGGACGACGGAACAGAGACGUCUCUCUUUACGAGCUCUCCCGGGUGACGGUUAACGCGUUGUUCCGUGCCGGUAUGUUUCGGACGAGCGGUCCCUUUGCCGCGAGAACAAUCGAAUCGACUCGCUCCCUCUGUAAAUAAUAUCGGCGCGAGUGGAGUGUGCGAAGUGAGCGGCGAGAAGGAAUAAAGGCGAAGGUGUAAGAGCAAGAAGAGAGGAGUGUAAGAGUAAAGUUGCGUGAAGUGAGUGCAGAAACGUGUGUAGUGGUGACACUGUAACUCUCUCCGCACGCGCGUUUGUACCGCAAUUUUGCAUUGUUUGCACCGGCACGACGUUACUCGCGCGGCUCUUCGCUCCAUUGCACGACAAGGGAGAGGAAAGGAAGAAAAAAAAAAGAGAAAGAGGGGAGAGAUCACGUCGAUCUGUCAUCGUCGACGUCGUUACGUCCACGAGACAAAAACGUCAAACGACGACGCUCGGGGGGUGGAGUAGCAGCGCUGCCGCCGAAAUCCCUUCGUCCGUACAAUUCCAUUCGUCCGUGUGGUGUCGUCGUCGAUUACCGCCGCCGCCGCCUUCAGUGUUCAGCGCGCCGCGACGGGGGUUGCCGACAUCGUCGCCGACGUCGUUUCCCCAUCGAUUGCCGGCCGCCGAUCCGCCGCCGUCGCCGUCGUCGUCACUGCCGGUUGCAACAGUGGUGCGCGUGUAGUAGUGAGGAGAAGGAAGAGGAGGAGGAAAAAGUGCCGGCGCGUGUUUUCAUUGUUUUCGACUUUUUCGUACCACGCGCUGUCGCCAGUGCACUACCACGGGGUUAACGGUGAAUAUCUCGGAGGUGACGCACCGCGCCGACGACGUCGCUGUCGCCGCCGACGUCGCCGCGACCUUGGAGACAGUGGAGAGUUUCGGAAUCGGUUACGGUCAGGGAGCGGGCGCGAGCACAGGCGACUGGAUGAAACCGCCGGGGGAUUUGUUUCUCUACUCAACGCUCGACAUGAAGGAUCUUACGGGUGCCGUGGGAGACAUGAUUGCUCCCUCGGCAAAAAAGCUCUGGGGCGUGGACGAAGGAGGCUCCAAGGACGAAGGGGGUGUAAAAGGCGGUGGGACCCUGCUUCACCUGGGCGACCACCAGACCACCAUGUGGCGGGAUUCCACCUGGAGCACGUCAGAUCAUGCAGUGUCGCAGCCAAUUUCAAUGGGCACGGGUAGACGUGUAGGAGUUGGGACGGGAUAUCAUCAUCAAGCAUCAGAAGUUGGAACAGUGCUUAGUCCCAGAAGCAGCGAAACAGGUGGUUUGGGAGUUAAAAUGGUUGAAUAUGUUCUUGGAUCGAGUCCCACUACACCAAAAGAUUUGGAACCUCGAAUGGUUUCUCUAAGAUUGAAUACCGAUGCAGACAAGAAAGAAAAAGAGAAAGGUUCGGCAAGUCCCUUUGAUAGUACAAAGGAUGACUCUGGCCCUCAGGGUAACGGAUUAGCAUCUCAAAACGGUCUGGACGAAGAUAAAGGAUUUAAUCGUACACCUGGAAGCCGUCAACCAUCACCGGGCGAAGAGGAAUUUCAGAAAAACGCUGCCGCCACUCUGGCUGUAAGCGCUGGCGGUGGUGGCGUCGUGCUGCUGAAACCCGGGGUUGACGUUGUCGGCAGCGAAGAACACUUUAUGGCAGCGUUUGCACCGCCGCAUCAUCUGCAACAUCACCAGGCCCCACCAACUCAUCAUCUGCAACAUCCACAUUCGCAUGCGGCAGCACAACUCUUCGGGGCGCAAGCUCCGCCACCGCAGGGUCCACCGCCCUCGCAGCAACAGCAACAGCAGCAGGGUCCACCACAGCCGCAAGACACUACAACGCAUUUCGACGUACAGCAACUGUUUCGCAGUCAACCGCAAGGCGCGACACCGCAGCAACUGCAGCUGCUUCAGCAGCAGCAGCAACAGCAGCAGCAACAAUACCUGGCCGCGUCCCAGGCGCAGCAGCAGCAACAACAACAGCAGCAGCAGAACUUCCCCACGGCCCCGUAUACCGUUAUCAGCGGUCAGGAACCUUACGUAGGUGCACUGAUAGCCGGCGCACCGCCGCCAGUCGUACCGCAGUAUUAUGGGGUCGGGCCCUGGGUCUAUCCGGCCGGACUGCUGCCGCAGGCGCCACCCCAAGCGGCCGCACCACCGCCACCCCGACGACCGCUCACCCCCUCCUCGGCGGCGGCCGCGGCCGCUGCCGCACAGGACACCGCGAACAAUCUGGCACAAACGGUUCAGGGUCAGUAUCAGGUGAUACCAGCUUAUUAUGAUCAGAACGGUUCCAUCGUCAUGGGAGGCGUUCGCGGUCUGAGUUCAGCGGCGACUCCCAUGAGAUUAGUUAGCCCCGCGCCAGUUCUCGUGAACAGAGCCCCGUCUCAGCCUCCACCGGGUCCACCGGCGCCACCACCACCGAACCUAUAUUCCCAGCCGACCCCGACAUCUCACAGCAACGCCACGCCCGGCGAAUGUCUAGGUCUGGCGGCGUGCAGCGCAGCGGCAGUGGUCGCACAAGCCCAGGCGGUUGCGGUGCAACAGGCGCAGCAGCAAGGCUCGGGACUUGCCGCGGGUUUAGCGGCCCUAGGAUACGGCAGCUCCCCGCUCGGGGCAUUGGGCUCACCUGCCCAACUACAGAAUACAGGUUUAGGCCUCGGUGCGUCUUCGACCGGCAGACGAGAUUCCUUUGAUAGAAAUACUUCAGCCUUCAGUCCAAGCUUGGAAUAUAGCCGGGCGAAGUGGCCUCAGAGUUACGGCGCCCUCGGUACAGUUACCGCAUCACCGAGUCCUUUAGGAUUGUCAUUAACACCGCCACCGACCUUAGGCGGAUCUCUAGGUGGUCUUGUCGGAGGAGCCAGUCGAGUAUCAGCAGCUCCCGGUGCCGAAGCUAAAUUCCGUGCGAGCGCGGUUCCCGCUCUGACAGCCAACGGAGUGUUUGGUUCUAGUAGCUCUCUGUUCCCCAACCUCGUGGGCAAACCUGGUCGCGGAGGCGCCGCUAAUAUCAACGACAAGAAUCCCGGAGGACGAUCUCGACUAUUGGAAGAUUUUCGAAAUAAUCGAUUUCCGAGUCUUCAAUUACGUGAUUUAGCUAAUCAUAUAGUUGAAUUCAGUCAAGAUCAGCAUGGCUCACGAUUUAUUCAGCAGAAAUUGGAGCGAGCCUCGGCAAAUGAAAAACAACUCGUUUUUCAAGAAAUCCUCUCCUCUGCAUAUUCUCUAAUGACAGACGUCUUUGGAAAUUAUGUCAUUCAGAAAUUCUUUGAAUAUGGUACACCAGAACAAAAAUCAACCCUCGCUCAAAAGGUUCGCGGACAUGUUUUACCACUAGCGUUGCAGAUGUACGGCUGUAGAGUCAUACAAAAGGCCCUCGAGUCGAUCGCACCGGAACAACAACAAGAAAUCGUGCGAGAGCUUGAUGGGCAUGUGUUGAAAUGUGUGAAGGAUCAAAAUGGCAACCACGUCGUUCAAAAGUGCAUUGAAUGCGUUGAGCCGCGGGCUUUGCAGUUCGUGAUAGGUGCAUUCGCCGGGCAAGUAUAUUCCUUGAGCACUCAUCCUUAUGGCUGCCGAGUGAUUCAACGUAUUCUUGAACAUUGCACUGCCGAACAAACGCAAGGGAUUCUGCAGGAAUUACAUGCCGCGACAGAUCAACUCAUUCAGGAUCAGUAUGGAAAUUACGUCAUACAACAUGUGCUUGAGCACGGAAAACCAGAAGACAAAGCACAAUUAAUCGGCAGUGUUAGAGGCAAAGUACUUGCCUUAUCCCAACAUAAAUUCGCAAGCAAUGUAGUCGAGAAAUGCGUGACACAUGCUACUAGACAAGAGCGCGCUGUACUGAUUGAAGAAGUUUGCGGCUUCAAUGACAACGCAUUAAACGUUAUGAUGAAAGAUCAGUAUGCCAAUUACGUCGUGCAAAAGAUGAUCGACGUGGCGGAGCCAGCGCAGCGCAAGAUAUUGAUGCACAAGAUCCGACCGCAUCUAGGAAGUCUGCGCAAGUACACUUAUGGCAAACAUAUUAUUGUCAAACUAGAGAAAUUUUUCAUGAAGACCGCCUCGGCGAUGGGCGUGGGAGCAACGCCGAGUGGUACAUCGACGAGCGGCGGAGGCGGCGAUCUUGGCCCGAUCGGACCGCCCGCAUCCUCCGCGUCCGGUCCGGUUUCGGCGUCGAGCCAGCAACCAGCGCAGGUGACAGGUUUAUAAACGUGCACGCGCACGAGAUUACUUCUGUCGCCGAAAAGAAGAAGAAAACCGACAUAAAAAGAGGCAAGCAAAACAAAAAAACUUCCGCAUGUUGCAGACGUGCGUUACUACUGUCUUACUUUUACUUUAGCGAGAUCUGUUCUAUCUAUUAAUGGAAAUAACGAGUUUUAACGAUCCCUCGUUUUGUUUUCUCGCUUUGCCCCGUGUCCUCGAAGACGAGAGAAGAAAAGACGAAAGCUUCGAAGAUGAUUUCUCGUGAGAAAUUUGCUAAUAUACGAUUUUUUUUAUUUUUGCAAUCGACGAUAAUCGACGAUAAUACUUGUACAGUAAUUCUAAAGCGUCUUCGGGAUCCGGGCAACGCGAGAUCAGACAGCACAUGAAGUCCAUUUUAAUGAAAACCCCAUGAAAAACAGUCCGUAGAAACGAAGAUAGAUAUGUCGUAGCGCGUUUUUCUAUCGUUUUGCAAAACGUUCCCCUGCGCGGGCGAAUAUCACAUGCGUAGAAAAAUAUUAACGAGUACACUGAAUAAAAAUCGUAUUAUAUAAUUUUUAAUUUGCGAAUGAUGUAUCGUGAUGAACAGCUCAACGAGUUUCAGAUACAUUAUGACAGCGGCGCAUGCUGAGAUAAGCUAAGCUGAAAUGAGUUGAGCUAAGCUUAAGCUAUUGUUUUGCGUCGCAUAAAUUUUGUAUAGAUUCGAAAGAAAGAUAAAUCGCUCGAUUACUAGAUUAUCGUGCAGUCAGCUGCUGAAUUAUUUAGAUUCGUCAAGUCCUCUCGAUUCAGCACCUCGAGGGAAAAAGUAGAGUACUAUCCCGAGAGUAAAACAGAAUGGAGCAUUAUUAUGGAUAGAUAAAGCGCGGCUCGUUGAGAUUAUAUACUCGACGGACAUUGUACACGCUUCUACGAGGGCGGCACGGUAAAAUCACGGACAGUUUUAGAGGAAGUUUAGGUCUUAGUGCUGUAUGCAUUUAUAUCGACUUGUAGGAGGGUUGUAGCACACACAUACACACGUACUAACCUGCCGCGCGCGUAUGUGUAGCGUUCCCGAUUCCUCGUAUACCGCGCCGCUUUCCUCUCUUUUACACACAAAAGUGCUGCUUUAGUAUUAUUUUUAACGCGCGGUAUUCGCUCGAUCGACGAGAAAUCAGCAGACGAGAGAACAAGCUAAAACUUGAGGAAGUAGAAGAUUAGAAGUUAUAGAUAUGUUGUUUAAAUGUAGCAUAGCGUUUGACAUGGGAAUGAAAAUCGGGUACCGACCCUUGGACCUGACCUGGACCUGACCUGACCUGACCUGACCAGACCAUCGAUCUGUCCUUUUGAGACUACUUGGAAUGUUUACACAUAAAAGAGCGAUUAUUUUCAUUGUUUAUUUUACUUUCUCUUUUUUUUUCUUUUUACGUCGAGAUAAUCUUUAAAGAUUUCUUAAUAAGAAUAGGUUUUCCUUCCUUCUUUUUUUUGUGCUUUGAUUUUCGAGUAUGAUUACGCAUACAUGCAGAGGGAAAAGAAAGCAAAAUGUGAAAAAUAAGAAAUAAACGGAGCAAGACAACAAACGUUGUUGUUCAAACGCUCCGUCGUUCACCUCUGUUCAGUUUCAAGUUUGUAAGACUUCCGGUGCAAAUAAUAUUUCUUUUCCUACUCUCUUUCCUUUCCCCUCCCUCCUUUUUGCAUUUUCCGCUAUCCCGUAUCCCAUCCUUCGAGCCCUCUUGAGAGAUCCUCGAAUUUUGUAAAUUGUGAUAUAAAUAAAUAACAAAUGUGUAUAGAUACGAAUAUCCGAAAUACGCGAGGACCGAUGAUAAAUUCAAUGAAUAUUUUAUCUCUUACGGGAACUUUUUUUCCCUCCUACUUUUGACGGUUUGUGAAUAUUAUGUAUUAUAAUAAUUACUAAUUAUAUUAAAUUUAAAUAUGAUUUACGUUCUAACGCUGCUGUCCUAACCGAUAAGUUACGCUCCUUUGUCUAAUCCCCCACCCUCCCUCUCUUAACUCAAUCGAUUUUACAUUUUUUUCAAAGUAUCCAAUUGUAAGAUAAAAACAUUUUUUUUUUAUAGAAUCACAUCAGGAGAAAAAAUCA